Messenger RNA from Clavispora lusitaniae ATCC 42720, 771 nucleotides. RefSeq lists its product as uncharacterized. NCBI's taxonomy places the organism in Eukaryota, Fungi, Ascomycota, Pichiomycetes, Serinales, Metschnikowiaceae. The record is from RefSeq and is a predicted model, not a curated record.
AUGGGAAACAAAAUCUCCCGGCCGGCACGCAAGCUCAACAAGACGAUUCUGGAAGCGGGGAAAGUAUCCCGAACCGCCCAGGCCCGGCUUCCUCCGCAGGCUUUGAAAGAGCAGUUCGAGGCGGGAUUCGAGCCCAGACAAGACGAAAGACAAGACGAAAGACAAGACGAAAGACAAGACGAAAGACAAGACGACAGACAAGAUGGAAAAAACACGGCCCGCCCCCUGCCUCCAUACACGAAGCAGAAUACAAAAGCAGACAGAAGCAGCCAGCCCGAGGGCAGAGACGGCAUGGAUCCGCAGGCAGACCAGUCCUUUAUUGACUCCAUCAACAAGUUGGGGCGGCAGAUCCAAAGCAGCACGGGCAAAAACCCGGGAGAGUUGGACGUGCGGGCGUUGCGGCAGCUCAUGAACAGAAAGAGCCUCUACGAAAAGGGCCAGAGCGAGGUGGCGACGCAAAUGGCGGGCGAAUCGUCCAAGGCAAGAACCAUGCUCCAUCCUCGCACACUCACAGCCGUGCUAAAUGCUUUGGAGGGAAAGGCGUCGCCCAGCGAGAUUGCACAGGACUUCCUGGUGUCGCCGCAGUACUUGGAGAACUUGGGCCGCUUCAAAGUGGCAGAGAACAUCGUGGUGAUAGAGGAGCAGACAAAGGAGGACGAGAUCGGGCCCAAGGCGGCACGUCCAAGCGAGCUGAUGAUCGAUUACGAUGGCGACAUGAGCGAGGAGGUGAACAGCGAAAGGCUCCGCCAGUUGCGCCUGCGGCUAGAGUAG